AUGGAGUGUGAGCCAGAAAGGAACUCGUUGCCAAGCAGGCGAGUUUCCCAAGUGGGCAAAGUGCCACUCUCGGAGCAACAGACACCUCCCCAAACUGCCCCUGCUCUGCAGGGGACCAGGCAUUUCAGUCCCCCGAGGACUGGCCGCGUCUUCCGGCGUGGACUGCCCUCUCGCCGCCCACCCUGGGUGCUGGUGCUCACGCACCCCCCUCGCCUGGCGCACCGCUCGGCAGGGCCGGACCGCGGUGCCGCCGAUAGUCCUCCAGCUCCAAUCCGCCUCGGCCGCUGCGGGCGGUCCUUCCCGGGUCCGGAGCAGCCCUGUUCUCGGCCCGGGGUCGACCCGAGCGACCUUCUCGGCGCGGUGAGGGCACUUCCACUUCUUCCCAACCCACGACCCGCUCGACGUGAGCCGCCCGAGUUCCAUUCUUCUGGCUGCGGCAGCCUCUUUGUCCUCACAGGGGGUCAGGUGGAGACCACCCGCCCCGGGCGGCACGGCCGAGCCUGUUGCACCAGGAGCCUCCCGCCCUGGGGCCCUCGCCUUGGCGCCCCCUGUCCGCGGCCCUCCCCCCACUCCGCGGGUCAGGGAGGCAGGGGGAGCGACGCCGAGACGCCGGAACCGCCCGGGCCCCGAGGGAAGCGCCGCGGCCCCGAGGUGGGCUCGCCGCGGGGGCGGGGGCGGCGCAUCCGGGUGAGCGCGCGGCGCCCCCGCCUCCCCCGCGCAGCCGCACGGGCCGCCGCCUCCGCCGCCGACUGCGCCGAGCGCUGCGAGGACCACGCCCGGGAGUCUGCGCGGGCGGCCCUGCGCCCCGGUCGGCCACCCCGAGGCGGCCCCGAGCGAGCGGCGGCGACAGCGGCAUGCGGAGCGGCCCGGAGUAGCGCGCCCAGCCCGCGAGGCCCGGCGUGGAGGCGGGGGCGGGAGCGGCGGAGGCGGGGCCCACUCCGGGCCCGCCCGCCCGCCCGCCCGCCCGCCAGGGGAGCCGCCGGCAGUGGCCGAGGAGGCGGCGCGGCGGACGGCGGCCCGAGAAGAGUGCCCGCGCUGCGGCCCGCGGGACCGCGCUGCGACCGCCCGGGCGGCCCCUGGAGCUCCCGCCGCCGCUGCCGCCGCCGCGCCGCGCGGACCGAGGUACUCCUAGAAGUUGUGCACAAGUCUUCUCUCAUAUCAACUAGAACAGCGCUGCAAGGGAUGACAGAGAAGAAUGCUGGCAGCAUCUUCAAGACACAGGAGAUGAAGGCCCCUGCCCCUGCCCAAAGGACGCAUUGAACAUGGUAGGAGCAUGGCCAGUCCAGA
Phyllostomus hastatus (greater spear-nosed bat) is the source of this 1287-nucleotide messenger RNA. Its product is annotated as translation initiation factor IF-2-like. Bases 1 to 1260 code for a protein of 419 amino acids. The transcript is spliced from 3 exons. The record is from RefSeq and is a predicted model, not a curated record. Lineage: Eukaryota; Metazoa; Chordata; Mammalia; Chiroptera; Phyllostomidae.